Messenger RNA from Antechinus flavipes (yellow-footed antechinus), 1193 nucleotides. It is a transcript of the gene NPS, whose product is annotated as neuropeptide S. NCBI's taxonomy places the organism in Eukaryota, Metazoa, Chordata, Mammalia, Dasyuromorphia, Dasyuridae. Gene Ontology annotation, cellular component: extracellular region. The record is from RefSeq and is a predicted model, not a curated record. The transcript is spliced from 3 exons. Bases 1 to 276 code for a protein of 91 amino acids. Gene Ontology annotation, biological process: positive regulation of synaptic transmission, GABAergic; positive regulation of action potential; positive regulation of synaptic transmission, glutamatergic.
AUGGCCAGUUGCAGCUCAUUGAGACUGAAUCUUCUUCUGGUCCUCUGGAUUUCGUCCAUGCAGAUGCUGUGCUGCAAGCCGACUCCUUCAUCCACGCUGUCUGAAAAAUCUGAUUACUUUCUCAUCCUGCUGAAUAGCUGCUUAGCUGCAGUGGACAGGAGUGAAGAGCUGGCUUUUCUAAAGCCAUUUUUCAUGAAGAGUGUCAUGAAAAGGUCCUUUCGCAACGGAGUUGGAACAGGAAUUAAAAAAACUUCCUUUCGAAGAGCAAAAUCGUGAAUCAAUGCAAAAAAGGCUCAACUACUUAAACAACAAAUUUCAAAAGGGCACGAUGAAUGUGCUAAAAAGAAUCACUUUGAUUUCGAUAAUUAAGAAUAACGAAAACACUUCCCCCCUUACGCUCCCCCUUAUCCCACAACAAGAUUAACCACAUAUCCAUUUAUCACAGUAGUGUUCCCAAAUUUUGUGGAUUUGUAAGGAUGACAGAGAGUAGAGUCACGGUUGCAUUAAUUCCAAGAGGAUGGAUUGGUGAAUUAAUUCGAUUGUAUCCCAUUGAUCUAAAUUGGGACGUGUACUUUGAGCUCAUAUGAGAAAGAGUGACGUAAUAUCCUGCUGAAUACCCAAGAGUCAUUGGCUACUGAAGACCAUAUGUGAAGACCUAAUUGCUUUUUAAUACAGUUUUUUUCUGAAUGAUUUAGCUGAAAUUGAAUCCCUAGAUAUGCAUCAUCUCAUUUUUAAGAGCAUCUUGGGAAAUCAAAGAAAGUCGAACUUGAAGGAUAGGUAUGUUUUCUUCGGUUAAUCAAUUAAUGCCAGGAACAGACAUCACAAGGGACGCCCCAAUUUGAUUCCUGCUUUCCCCUUGCACUUGUGAUUAUACCAGAACAACAGAUGAUCAUUUGACUGUGUAGAAGUCUAUUUGUUACUUUAUCACAAGAUGGAAGAGCAGAGGAAGGGGGGAGGUGGGGCAGGGCUUGCUAAAGCAGCAACCCAAAUUAGGCAAUGUUUGUUUAUUUGUCAUCAUUGGUGUGGCUGUUUUAUGGACUCUGUCUAGCGAAUCAUGGGAAAUCAGGCCUCAUUUAAGAAACAUCUGGGCUCCUUGGCAACCCUGGAUCUAGAUCUCCUCUAUUUUAUACCAUUUUUAAAAAGCUAUUGGUUAAAUGUGUAAUGAAUUAAAGACUAGGAUAUAAGCAAAUAAA